UGUCAUAUUGAGUGCAAAAAAUGUUACAUUGAUCCUAAUUCUUGACAUAUUGAUUGCAAAAAUACAAAUAAAAUGCUAUAGAAGAAACUAAAGUAUAAAAUUUGUCAACUCAACUACCGAAUGUUAGAAAUUAUACAUAUGUGAAAGUUUUUGAAUACACAUAUUGGUACUACUGUAUUGUACUACUCGUACUACACAAAUUGUGUGUGUUGUAGUUGUACUAGUAUAAUAAAGGACACCUUCUUUUGGAACAAAAAAUAGCAAGAUAUAAUUAAGUUCUUUUAACUGGUUUCCUGCUUGGGAGCCAACCAAUGUAAUAGUUCAUGUUAACCGGACAUGGCCUCACCUCAAAAGGCCACAAAUACCCAUAUUUUGUCAAUUUCAAUCCACAAGUACUACCUCUGUCCCGUAAAGAAGUUCUCACUUUCCUUUUAUGAAUGUUCCAAAAAGAAGUUAUCAUUUCUAUAAAAGGAAACCACUAUUAACCAAAAAGUCACAACUACCCUUACUUUUUACCCACUUUUUGUUUGAUUUGACAUAAAGUAAGGGUAUACUUGAAAAGUCAAAACAAACCUCUAAUGUGUGUGUAAGUCAACUUCUUUACGAGAGGGAGGGAGUAUGUCUAACCACUGCCAGAGUUCCAUUAAUAAAUAUGGUAGAUACGAGGCAUGGAAACCCGCGUGGGAGUCUACUGCAAAUAUGAUCAGAAACGUACACAUCGCAUCCUUGUUAGGCCGACAGCGUGCUUCGUUGCCAACCCCUCAUGGUACAACACAAACACCCAUUCCAGCUUUAGCAUCUUUCAUUUUCUCCUCGGAACUCAACCAUAUUCCGAUGCUUGAAAGGUGACAAGCAUUUCAAUUCGGUCAGCGCACCGCACUAGCUCAGCCAAUGGGAGAAAACCAGUCCCAGCAUUCAAUUCCUCUUCUUCUCUUUUUCACGUUUUUCUCGCACAAAGCAAUUCAUGUUUGGUUGCCAUUAUUCAACACCACGUUCACAGGUUGCCGGCCUACCCUUUUCCUGAUUUCUUUUUUCCUGAGUUGCGUAUAUUGACAACCACCUAACAGUCUUAAGUCUUAACAGCUCGUUAGCUUGACCUUUCUCUCCUUUACGCACAUCCUACCUGUUUCCUGUCCUAUAAAUAAAACCCGCCAUAAAGAUUCAAGAUCGAAGGAAGGAGAAGUUUGGGAGUUGAAAUUUGGGAGGGAGAAAGAUUGAUUCUUUAAUAAGAAAAAAGCCUUGAGAUGGAGAACUCCAAAUGGGCAGUGAUAUCACCAUUCAUACCAUAUUUGAUCUCCUUUUUAGCUCUUGUCCUUCUUCAUGAACAGAUAUCUUACCUUAAGAAGAAGCGGUUUCUUCCCGGGCCGGCCUUGGUGUUCCCGUUCAUCGGAAGUGUGAUCACUUUGGUCACCAAUCCGACCAAGUUCUGGGAUGUCCAGUCGUCUCUAGCAAAGUCAAGUGGUCAUGGCAUUUCAGUGAAUUACAUCAUCGGCCGCUUCAUUCUUUACAUCCAUUCAACAGACCUUUCCCACAAGGUGUUCUCCAAUGUCCGGCCAGAUGCUUUCCACCUCAUUGGGCACCCAUUCGGGAAGAAGCUGUUCGGCGAGCAUAACUUAAUCUAUAUGUUCGGUCAGGAACACAAAGACCUCCGCCGCAGAAUCGCCCCAAACUUCACCCCCAAAGCGCUGGCAGCCUACACUAGUAUUCAACAGAGGAUUAUUAUCAAACACCUGGCGUCCUGGCUGGAGAUGUCUUCCAAUGCGCCGUCGCAGCCAAUCCCACUCCGCAUUCUCUGCAGAGACAUGAACCUGGAAACUUCCCAGACUGUUUUCGCAGGGAUGUAUUUAAGCGGGGAGGCGCGGCGGAGGUUCAAUGUGGACUACAACUACUUCAAUGUCGGAUUGAUGAAACUUCCGAUCGACCUGCCGGGUUUCGCUUUCAGAAACGCAAGGCUGGCGGUGGACAGGCUGGUGGACACGCUUUCGGUGUGCGCCGAGCAGAGUCAGAGGAAGAUGGAAAAGGGAGAAGAUGCUACUUGCCUCAUUGAUUUCUGGAUGCAAGACGCUAUAAGGGAAAUCAAUGAGGCGAAGGAGAACGGCGGCGAUGUUGGUUUCGGCUAUAGCCACCGGGAGAUCGGCGGGCAUCUAUUCGACUUCCUCUUCGCCGCUCAAGACGCGUCCACUUCUGCUCUGGUGUGGGCGGUGGCGCUCUUGGAGUCUCAUCCGGAUGUUCUCGAGAGAGUUAGAACAGAAGUGAAGAGAUAUUGGUCGCCCGAAUCGGAUCAGCCGAUCGGCGCGGAGCAGCUCAGGGAAAUGAGGUACGUGGAGGCGGUGGCGCGUGAGAUUAUUCGAUUCCGAACCCCGGCGACAUUGGUGCCGCACAUUGCCGGAGAGGAUUACCGGUUGACGGAGAAUUAUGUUAUUCCCAAGGGAACCAUCGUAUUCCCAUCGGUAUUUGAUUCGUCGUUUCAGGGGUUUCCCGAACCGGAAAAGUUUGACCCAGACCGGUUUAUGGACGAAAGGCAAGAGGACCGGGUUUAUAGGAGGAACUUUCUGGCAUUUGGGGCUGGUCCCCACCAGUGUGUGGGGCAGAAGUAUGCGAUUAACCAUCUGAUACUCUUCAUAGCAGUGUUUACGGCUACGAUUGAUUUCAAGCGUCACCGAACGGACGGCUGCGAUGAGAUUGCCUAUGUCCCUACCAUUGCUCCCAAGGACGACUGCGCAGUCUAUCUCGCACUGAGAUGUCCCAAAUUUCCUUCCCUGUCUUGACACUUGUGCCCUUGGCAAUCCAAUCCCUUUUUUUCUAUUGAUCCAAGUGAUGGAUGAGUUGUGAACGGUUUCCCUCGAACUUUCAAAUUUUUCUACCAUGUAUAUAAUAUUUUCAUAAAUUUUUGUAUUUUAAUUAGAUUUAUGUGUUCAACCCCUUAACUUUUAGUUUUCAAAAUUAAUACAUAGUCACAC
This is a messenger RNA of Cuscuta europaea, 2960 nucleotides long. The record is from the annotation of a GenBank genome assembly. NCBI's taxonomy places the organism in Eukaryota, Viridiplantae, Streptophyta, Magnoliopsida, Solanales, Convolvulaceae.